GAUGGUCGUUGCGUUAUCUGUGAUUCAUAUGUGCGACCAUGUUCUCUCGUUCGAAUUUGCGACGAAUGUAACUAUGGAUCUUACCAGAGUUGUGGGCAGCCAUUCUGCUGUACAAUGUUUACACUUCCAUUUGAGGGUCGAUGUGUCAUCUGCGGUGGUCCUGGUGUAAGCGAAGCGUACUAUUGCAAGGAAUGUACAAUUAUGGAAAAGGACAGGGACGGCUGCCCGAAGAUUGUCAAUCUCGGAAGUGCAAAGACGGAUUUGUUCUACGAACGGAAGAAAUUUGGGCAUAAAAAGAACUAG
This is a messenger RNA of Cooperia oncophora, 303 nucleotides long. The record is from the annotation of a GenBank genome assembly. Lineage: Eukaryota; Metazoa; Nematoda; Chromadorea; Rhabditida; Trichostrongylidae.